CGUAUUUUGAAGCCUCCCAGUUUGUUUUUCUAUUUACGUUGAGCGGCGACGUGAUGACGUGUAAACGCUGCGACGCACAUGUGAGUGUAGUGAGGCUCAACAUGGCUGCGGAGAGGCUACAGUUUCACGAAAUGGGCUUAGACGACCGCCUGUUAAAGGCGGUUGCAGAUCUGGGUUGGUCCCAGCCCACGCUGAUCCAGGAGAAGGCCAUCCCUCUGGCUCUGGAAGGGAAGGACCUUCUGGCUCGAGCCCGGACCGGAUCUGGAAAGACGGCAGCCUAUGCCAUCCCGCUCAUACAGCGCAUCCUUUCCUUCAAGCAGAGCGUCCGUGAGCAGGACGUCCGAGCUCUGAUCCUGGUUCCCACCAAAGAGCUGGGUCAGCAGGUCCAGACCAUGAUCCGACAGCUCACCACGUACUCCUCCAGGGACGUCCGAGUCGCCGACAUCUCUGGAAAAGCUGAUCUAUCGGCACAGAGGCCCAUCCUAAUGGAGAAGCCUGACGUGGUCGUGGGGACGCCGUCUCGUGUCCUCGCCCACCUCAACGCCCAGAACCUGGUCCUGCAGUCUUCUCUGGAGAUGCUGGUGGUGGACGAGGCCGACCUGCUCUUUUCUUUCGGCUUCGAGGCCGACCUGAAAAACUUGUUGUGCCAUCUUCCCAAGAUCUACCAGUCGUUCCUGAUGUCUGCGACUCUCACCGAGGACGUCCAGGCCUUAAAGGAGCUGCUGCUGCACAACCCUGUGAUCCUGAAGCUGCAGGGCUCCCAGCUCCCAGACAGCAGCCAGCUGCAGCAGUACAGCAUCAAGUGUGAGGAGGAGGACAAGUUCCUGCUCGUCUACACGCUGCUGAAGCUGAGGCUGGUCCAGGGGAAGACGCUGGUGUUCGUGGGCGAGGUGGACCGAUGCUACCGGCUCAAGCUGUUCCUGGAACAGUUCAGUAUUCCCGCCUGCGUCCUCAACUCGGAGCUGCCCGUCCACUCCAGGUGUCACAUCAUCACACAGUUCAACCAGGGCUUCUACGACUACAUCAUCGCCACAGACGAACAGAGCUUGGCCGAUCCCACCUCCACUUCACAGGCGACCGCAGGAAAAGACAAGAAGAAGAAGACGGCCAAAGAGAAAGGAGGACAGACUAAAGACAAAGAGUACGGCGUCUCCAGAGGAGUCGACUUCCAGAACGUCGCUAACGUCAUCAAUUUUGAUUUCCCCGCAACUGUAGAGUCGUACAUUCAUCGGGUCGGCAGGACAGCGAGAGCCGAUAACCCCGGCACCGCUCUGUCCUUCGUCUCCCUCACGGAGCAGGAGCUGCUGUCGGAGGUGGAGGAGGCUCUGAGCGGAGAUAACUCUGACUCGGUCCUGAAGCCGUACGCGUUUAAGAUGGAUGAGAUCGAAGGCUUCAGGUACAGGUGCAGGGAUGCGAUGCGUUCAGUGACCAAACAGGCCGUCAGAGAGGCCAGACUCAAGGAGAUCAAACAGGAGCUGCUCAACUCGGAGAAGCUCAAGACGUAUUUCGAGGACAACCCCAGAGAUCUGCAGCUGCUCCGACACGACAAAGACCUUCACCCUGCGGUCAUCAAACCGCACCUGAAGAACAUACCGGACUACCUGGUUCCUGAGACUCUGAAGAACGUCCUGCAUCCACUGUCCAGCAGGAGGAGGAAGAGGAAGGAAAAACCGAAGCCGGACGGAGUCGCUAGGAGCAGCUUCAAGGGGAAGAACCCGCUGAAGAGUUUCCGUUACACCGGAGGCAAAAACAGAAAAGUUAAAGCAGGAAAGUCGACGUGAAUCUGGACGUGAUCAAAGCUGAAGAGACGUUUGCUGUGAGGACGGUUUGGUCUCCGCUGUGAGUCAAAUAUGAACUGAAUGGACCUGAGGACUGUUAGAUGGACCGAGGACUGAAUGGACACGGGGACAGAUUUACGUGGACUUUAUCAUGGGUAUUAUCUCAUUUCUAAUUAAUCUGUUCUAAUCUGAAUAAAUUCAAAAUGUUUGUUUUUGAAUAAAUGUUCUUCUCUCACUCUC
Mugil cephalus (flathead mullet) is the source of this 2018-nucleotide messenger RNA. It is a transcript of the gene ddx56, whose product is annotated as DEAD (Asp-Glu-Ala-Asp) box helicase 56. The transcript is spliced from 14 exons. NCBI's taxonomy places the organism in Eukaryota, Metazoa, Chordata, Actinopteri, Mugiliformes, Mugilidae. The coding region runs from base 54 to 1781 and encodes 575 amino acids. Gene Ontology annotation, cellular component: nucleolus. The record is from RefSeq and is a predicted model, not a curated record. Gene Ontology annotation, molecular function: ATP binding; RNA helicase activity; nucleic acid binding.